This is a messenger RNA of Spinacia oleracea (spinach), 933 nucleotides long. RefSeq lists its product as uncharacterized. Gene Ontology annotation, molecular function: nucleic acid binding; RNA-DNA hybrid ribonuclease activity. The transcript has a single exon. Lineage: Eukaryota; Viridiplantae; Streptophyta; Magnoliopsida; Caryophyllales; Amaranthaceae. The record is from RefSeq and is a predicted model, not a curated record. Bases 1 to 933 code for a protein of 310 amino acids.
AUGGCAGCAAAUCAAUAUUUUUCUACUAGUGGGAGAUUAUUGCAAAGGGCUCUUCCUACAAAGGAUAAUCUUAGGAAAAGGGGAAUUCAGGUAACCACUGAGUGCGUAGUUUGCAAGAAUGGGUUGGAAUCGCAAUCCCACUUAUUUAGAGACUGUUAUGUAGCACAAUUGGUGUGGAAAAGCUCUCCAUUAGGGAUUAUAUCCUCAAAUGCGGCAAAUGUUAGAAUGGAGGAGUGGCUCAUGAGUUUCCUUUCAUAUUUUUUCGAUCAAGAUGGAAGAGAGGAGGGAAGAUUGAUUCAAUUUACUUCGAUUUUGUGGUCAAUAUGGCUGCAUAGAAAUGAUAUUUUAUUUCGAGGCGUGAGUGGAAGCCCUGAGACCAUUCUCAAGGCUGCACAGGCACACGUCCAUAGGUGGGAGCAGUUGCAAGAGUUCAAGAAGGCAACUAGCCAGGUAGUACAAGAGGUCGAUAAAGCGCAUAGGAACCAGAAGGUAUGUGUUUUCAAGAUGGGAAACUGCCAGUCGAAUAACUUCAUUGCAGUAGUGGUAGAUGCAGCUUGGAAAAAAUAUGAUAAAAUGUCUAAGAAACACUGGAUAGCUGCAGUAGGUUGGGAAGAGGAUACAAACCAACCCCCAAGGGUGCAAGGAGCCAUGAAAAUCUUUGCCCAGGACCCCAUGCAGGCAGAAUGUUACGCCAUCUAUUGGGGUUUGCAUCACGUAUCUCAGGUUGCAAGAAAUGUCCUACUCAAAUCUGAUUGCAGGGAAGUGGUUCAAGCUUUGCAGGAUCCAAGGAAAGCAAGCAAGCAUGUUGCCUCCAUCUUAGUAGAUAUCAAGAAUAUGGCUGCUUCUCUUGAUUACUUUGUUUGCAUUAAUGUAUGUAGAGAUCAGGUAGUAAAGGCUCACUCUCUUGCUCAACAAGAGAGGAAAUGCCUUUAG